AUGAAGUCCUCCACUGUUCUUUCUGCUCUUCUUUCUUCUGCUGCGGCCACCUCCAGCCUGCGCGCCAGGGAUACCACCUCGCGCCAGGUGUAUCAGUUCGAGGAGGGUACAUGGGUUGAGAACCUUGCUAUUCGCCAGAACGGCAACCUGCUCGUCGACCUGGUCGACCGCCCUGAGAUCUACCAAAUAGAUCCCAACAGCAACGGCUCCUCUCCUUCGCUAGUCUACCGCUUCUCUGGUGUCACCAGUGUCUUCGGCAUCUCCGAGGUCUCCACUGAUGUCUUCACUGUCAUCACCGGCAACUUCUCGCUCUCCACCUUCGCCGCCACCCAGGACUCGUUUGGUGUCUACCAGAUCGACCUCAGCGGCAGCGAAACCGGUGUCAAGAAGGUUGCGGACCUCCCUGAAGCCGAGUUCCUGAACGGCAUGACGACUUUGAACUCCAAGUCAGUGCUCGUUUCCGACUCGCAGGCCGGUGUCGUCUACCGCGUCGACAUCGAGACCGGAGAAUACGAGCUCGUGCUCGACGACGAGACCAUGAAGCCCCCGUCGUCGGCCUCGAUCCCGAUUGGUGUCAACGGCAUCAGGGUGCUCGGUGGCUAUCUCUACUACCAGAACCUCUUCGCGAAGCUCUUCUGCCGCGUCGCCAUCGAUUCGACCACAGGAAAGCCCACCGGCGCUUACGAGACCCUCGCCACGAACGCCUACGCCGACGACUUCGCCAUUACCGACGACGCGGUCGCAUACGCCGCGAACGGCUUCGAGAACGAGAUCCUCAAAAUCACGACCGCCGGCUCGGUCGAGAUUGUUGCAGGCUCGCUUGACUCCACUCUCGUCGAGGGUGCCACAUCAGCAGCGUUUGGAAAGACCAGCCAGGACAGCAGCGUCCUCUACGUGACCACUGGCGGCGGCCUGGCUGCCCCGAUCAACGGCACAUAUACCGAGGGUGGAAAGAUUGUUGCCUUUAACGGCCUUAUCUAA
Diplodia corticola is the source of this 981-nucleotide messenger RNA. RefSeq names its product six-bladed beta-propeller-like protein. Bases 1 to 981 code for a protein of 326 amino acids. The transcript has a single exon. The record is from RefSeq and is a predicted model, not a curated record. NCBI's taxonomy places the organism in Eukaryota, Fungi, Ascomycota, Dothideomycetes, Botryosphaeriales, Botryosphaeriaceae.